CUUGGAUUUAAUAAGAACCUCUAGGAUAGGAACUAACUUAUUUCACAACAGAAAAAGCCAAAUAAAUUUGUAUGUUACAUAUUAAAAGCUUGUUUCAACAAAAUAAACUCAGCAAACCUGGGAAAUCUUCAGUCAUCGCAAGACAGUACAAUGCAGCGCAUUAUUUCGACCGAGUACGUAAAAAGUAUCCUAGAAUCGAUAAGUAUUUUAUAGAGGUGUUAGCCAGCCAUAGAACACCCCAAGAGGCGCUUAGUUUGAGCACGCUUAAAGAUGCCUACCGGGUCCAUGCAGAUAUCAAAUUUCCACCGAGUAUGUGCGACUUACGAGCAAGACAGUUCCUUUUGACUAUACCUUACAUUGUAUCAUUUAGUGAUGAAGAUGGCGUUGCUUAUUUUUAUAGCUUGCGCUAGGCAAUUUAAUGACCAAAAUAUAUUUAUUUCUUUAAUAAUAUAGUAUA
Messenger RNA from Zeugodacus cucurbitae (melon fly), 457 nucleotides. RefSeq lists its product as uncharacterized. The record is from RefSeq and is a predicted model, not a curated record. The transcript is spliced from 3 exons. The coding region runs from base 72 to 410 and encodes 112 amino acids. NCBI's taxonomy places the organism in Eukaryota, Metazoa, Arthropoda, Insecta, Diptera, Tephritidae.